This is a messenger RNA of Olea europaea var. sylvestris, 2925 nucleotides long. RefSeq lists its product as uncharacterized. Bases 863 to 2860 code for a protein of 665 amino acids. The record is from RefSeq and is a predicted model, not a curated record. The transcript is spliced from 3 exons. NCBI's taxonomy places the organism in Eukaryota, Viridiplantae, Streptophyta, Magnoliopsida, Lamiales, Oleaceae. Gene Ontology annotation, biological process: asymmetric cell division.
AAAAAAGGGCAAAAAAAAAUCUCGAGUAGAUUAGAUAACUGAGGAAAGGAUACAAAAGAUUUUAGAUUUCCCCAAAAAUAAAAAAUCCAAGUGAGCCUUCUGCUACAAUCUACAUCGUUUCUUCUUAGAAUCUUUGGCCCCAUACUUUUGCAUCACUCGGUUUGCCUUGCCAACUCAAACAAAGGUGAAUCCCUUUUUACUUGUUAAAAAGUAAAAAUUUUAUUGUCGGGCCCCCAUUAUUUACAAUUACUCUCACUUACAGGUCUUGGUUUGGUGGAAGAAGUGAGUCAUUCUUGUUGAUGGGUUUUGAUUUCUGACCCAAAAAUUGGAGCUUGUUUUGUUGAUGGAUUUUGCAGCGCAGAGAUUUCUGGCAGAAGGGUGUGCAUUGGGUUUUCUUGAUGUUUUUUGUUGUUCAUCUGGAAGUUCAAAGGAUUUGACAAAGUCUUCAUUUCGGUUCUGACUUUGAUACUGAUAUAAGGCUACUUUUUUGUUUUUGAAACAUUCUAAAUCUUUUUUGUCUCUGUUUAAUAGGUAUUAAGAAAUUGUGUAGUUGACAAUUAUUUUAUCAGAGGCGAGGUGGUUUCAUUUUCCUGAUUUGUAUGCUGAGUUAUUAUUUUUUCAUAUAGAUAGUCUAAAUUGACUGCAAUUGGGGAUUUUUAUUUGAAGAAUAUAGGAAAAAAGAGCACGUAACUUGGUGCUUUCUUGUUCUUACGUAUCACUUUUUAUUCCUCCACUUUCAUCUGCAUUUUGUCCCAGACAUUGGUUUUACUGGUUGGGUUUCUCGUUUUCUGAUUAAUGGAAAUUCUUUUGGGGGUUAUGUUGCUCUGAAUUGAAAGAGAGUGAGUUUUGAGGCGGCUAGAAAAUGGAUGUUUGGGUUGUUGCUGCAGCAGCUGGUGCUGGGUAUUUAGCUCAGCAUUUGAAGAAUCUUUCGCUGGGUAAACAUUAUUCGUCAGAUUUAUCUUCAGCUAAUGCUAAUUUUGAUAGAUCGGAACCUGUUGAAGACAAGCACUGCUCCUUCCGCAGUGUCUUAGGAAAAAAUAAGCUUGUGAAAGAUGGUUGCAGAGAAGAUACUAAGGUUUCUCAAGAGGCUUCAGCAGCGGAAAUGGCUUCUACAAGUGGGUUUGGAGGUGAAAAUACGGUAGAAUUGGAAAACCUAAUGAUUUGCUCUCCCAAUUCAAAUUUAUUACCGGUGGUUUUGAACAAUGAAGAUGUGCUAGAGGAUUGGGAAGGCAGAGGACAGAACAUUGAUGAGGUUCAUAGUGAUUUAUCAUGUCAACUAUCUGCAAGAGAAAUGAGUUUUUCUUAUGGCGUUGAGAGAAAGAGAAGUAGACUUAGAACUAGACGAACUAACAGACGAUUCAUAAAACCCUUAACAUCUCUUGAAAGUUGUCUCCUGGCUCAGUUAUACAAGGAGCAUUCGGAAAUUGAAGAAUACACCUUUAGUUCAACUCAUUCACCACGCAAACCAACUGUACGACCAUUCGUAGUUACUGAUGGGAGCAGAAUAAUCAGCAGGGCUUGUCAUGAAUCCUUUAAUUCUUCAACUGGAACAGGGAAAUAUAACUUGCACAAAAGUACUUAUUCACAAGAUGGGGAGGUUGUUCUAGGAAUUCCCGGACUACCUAAAUUUGCAUUAAUGAAGUGCCGUAAUAAAGCUAAAACUGGAAAGGAGAAGGUUGCAAGAUCGAGCAAUUCUAGUAGAAUGGUCAAAGGAAAUACCAAUAAUUCUCCUGAAGGAUCAUCUGGUGGAGCUCUUAAUUUCUAUCUUGGACUCUCUGUUGGAAUAAUAUCUUCUUUCUUGGCACAUAAAGGGGAAAUAGAAAAACUGAAUACCUUGUUAAGGCAGACUGAGAACCUGGUUCAAGAUCUGCAGGAAGAACUUGAGAUGAAAGAUUUGUUGACUAUGAAAGAACUCUCUGUAGAAAAUCAUGAAUCACAGGAUAUACACAAUGACUAUUACUACAAAGAGGCAGUGAAUGCAUUAUCCCCAGAACAGAAAGUGGACAACUCAACAGAGUAUUGUCGUGAAGAAUAUGGUGACCAGAACGUGAAGGAAAUAUCCUUGAGUAACAUUGAAUCAGAGCUUGAAGCUGAGCUGAAGAGGCUGGAAUUGAACAUGAGUUCAUCUAAGUUGGAAAAGAAAAUAUCUAAGUUAGCAGAGGUUGACAAAGAUUUCAUAGCAGACGUUGUUGAGGGAGAGUUGAGAGGUGACUUGUUUGACAAACCUUAUGUUGAUCAGGAUGAAAAUGGUUGCUCGACCCCCUGCUCCAUUAACCAUGCGGUCUCCCCAAGAGAGCUGAGUUUGCGGUUACAUGAAGUCAUUCAAUCCCAACUUGAAGAACGUGUCAAGGAGCUCGAGACUGCACUUCAGAACAGUCAGAGGAAGAUGAAAUACGCUGAAUCCAAGAAUGCACCGUGUUGGAGCGAAUUUUCUAACAACGGAGCAGGAUCUUAUGAAGAGGCAUCCACAGACGAGCCUGCGAUUAUAAAUUUAUCGGGGGAAGCUCUAGCUGCAUACAAUGAGGCUUAUGACGAGUUUGUGAAGGUAACCGAGUCGGAUGAAGAGGACACGCCAUCUGGGCUCGAGGAUGGCAAUGAGCAAGAAAUAUUUCAGGAUGGGCAGCAGGUUCAUAAUGGCAGCUCAAACCAUUACACACGACAUUCGUUUGUUAAUGGAAGUCCACCAUUGUUACCGAAUCAUAGAAAAGACAUUGUGUACAGCACAGAUGAGAAUGAAGAUGAUGAAGAAGAGAUCGAGAGGAUGUUGAUAAGGCAAAUUGUAGAGAAAGCUAGGAAAGGCUCUCCUGUAAUUUUAAACGCUCAAAGAGCAUUGUUGUCAACUGAUGAAUACCAACAUUGAAAUAAAAGAAGAAAAGAAAGAGAAUUUCCAGAGAGGAAUUUCUAGCCUAUACUUAUUUUUCUUAA